GCAGAGAUCGGUGCUGGGACGGAACACGGGUUUCUCUCAAAUCCGGAAUGUGAGGCCUUGGCCCGCUGUCCCCUGCUCCUUGUCGCGCUCCUCACCCGGGCCUACGUCCGCUGCCGCUGCCCCAGAGUUCGUCCCCGGAAAAGCCAGGGUGGCCGUGCCCUUCUGCCGUGUGCCCGCGUGGGUGGCUGCCGCCGCCCCUCCGAAUCCUCCGGGGCCGCAGAGGAGUUCGCUACGGAGGGAGGCGGGGGCCUUCGGGAGGAGGAGGCGGAGGAGGCGGAGGAGGAGGGAAGGAAGAUGGCGGCCGUGGAGCUAGAGUGGAUCCCAGAGACUCUCUACAACACCGCCAUCUCCGCCGUCGUGGACAACUACAUCCGUUCCCGCCGAGACAUCCGCUCGUUGCCGGAGAACAUCCAGUUCGAUGUUUACUACAAGCUUUAUCAACAAGGACGCCUAUGUCAACUGGGCAGUGAAUUUUGUGAAUUGGAAGUUUUUGCUAAAGUAUUGAGAGCGCUUGAUAAAAGACAUUUGCUUCAUCAUUGUUUCCAGGCUUUGAUGGAUCAUGGUGUGAAAGUUGCUUCAGUCUUGGCCUAUUCAUUCAGUAGGAGGUGCUCUUAUAUUGCAGAAUCAGAUGCUGCAGUAAAGGAAAAAGCCAUUCAGGUUGGCUUUGUUUUAGGUGGCUUUCUUUCCGAUGCAGGCUGGUACAGUGAUGCUGAGAAAGUUUUUCUGUCUUGCCUUCAGUUGUGUACUCUACAUGAUGAGAUGCUUCAUUGGUUUCGUGCAGUAGAAUGUUGUGUGAGGUUACUUCAUGUGCGAAAUGGAAACUGCAAAUAUCAUUUGGGUGAGGAAACAUUUAAGUUAGCUCAGACAUAUAUGGAUAAACUCUCAAAACAUGGCCAGCAAGCAAACAAAGCUGCGCUCUAUGGAGAAUUGUGUGCACUCCUGUUUGCAAAGAGUCACUAUGAUGAGGCAUACAAAUGGUGCAUUGAGGCAAUGAAAGAAAUCACAGCGGGCUUACCAGUCAAAGUUGUGGUAGAUGUUUUAAGACAAGCUUCUAAGGCUUGUGUUGUAAAACGUGAAUUUAAGAAGGCAGAACAAUUAAUUAAACAUGCAGUGUAUUUGGCACGGGAUCAUUUUGGAUCCAAACACCCAAAGUAUUCUGAUACACUGCUAGACUAUGGGUUCUACUUACUCAAUGUAGAUAAUAUCUGUCAGUCUGUUGCAAUAUAUCAGGCAGCUCUUGACAUUCGGCAGUCAGUGUUUGGUGGCAAAAAUAUCCACGUAGCAACAGCUCAUGAAGACUUGGCUUAUUCUUCUUACGUUCACCAGUAUAGCUCUGGAAAAUUUGACAAUGCACUAUUUCAUGCAGAAAGAGCUAUUGGUAUCAUUACCCACAUCCUACCUGAAGAUCAUCUUCUUUUGGCUUCUUCAAAGAGGGUGAAAGCACUUAUUUUAGAGGAGAUUGCAAUUGACUGUCAUAAUAAAGAAACUGAACAGAGGCUGCUUCAAGAAGCUCAUGAUUUGCACCUAUCUUCACUCCAACUAGCUAAAAAAGCUUUUGGGGAAUUUAAUGUACAAACUGCAAAACACUAUGGAAACCUUGGAAGACUUUAUCAGUCAAUGAGAAAAUUUAAGGAAGCUGAAGAAAUGCACAUCAAAGCAAUUCAGAUUAAAGAGCAGCUUCUUGGUCAAGAAGAUUAUGAAGUAGCCCUCUCAGUGGGACAUCUGGCUUCUUUAUAUAAUUAUGACAUGAAUCAGUAUGAAAAUGCUGAGAAACUUUAUUUGCGAUCUAUAGCAAUUGGGAAGAAACUUUUUGGUGAAGGCUACAGUGGACUGGAAUAUGAUUAUCGAGGUCUCAUUAAACUUUACAACUCCAUUGGAAAUUAUGAGAAAGUGUUUGAAUAUCACAAUGUUCUGUCUAACUGGAACCGGUUGCGAGAUCGACAGUAUUCAGUGACCGAUGCUCUUGAAGAUGUCAACACCAGCCCCCAGUCUACUGAAGAAGUGGUGCAGUCCUUCCUGAUUUCUCAGAAUGUUGAGGGACCGAGCUGCUGAGGCAUGAUCUCAGUUAACUAAUUUACCUUUUCCCAGAUUCCAGGGAAUUCAUACUGUGAAAUCAAAACCAUGUUGUUUUUUGGGGCUGGAAUUUGCAUUGAAACACUGGUCCAGUCCAUUGACCCUAUUUGGGUGAUCCCUAUCUCGCAGAGUGUCUGUAGGUAUAAGCAUAUAUUCAGUUAUAUUCAGCAUGUACCGCAUGUAUAAGUAGUCUGGCCCAUAUUUUCCACUUAGUAGAACAAACAACAGGAAAUCUUUUUUUUUCUUUUUAAAAAAUAUUUCAUUUUGCAGAAAGCCUGAAAGAAAAAAAGAACCCCUAAAUAAAACUAUUUAAGAGUUUAAGAGUUGCAUUCUUAUUAUGUAAGGAUGAUUUUAACAACUUUUUAACAUAUAAUUCUUCCUUGUGGAGGUAUUCAAUACUGUACUGUAAAGAAAUUUCAUGGGGAAAAUCUUUAUAUGCAGUAUAGAAAAAUUAACAGAUGUACUAAUAGAAGAGGGAUAUCCUGGCUUAGGUUUGGCUACCUGACCCAGAGAAGUGGAUACAACCACUCCAGAGCUCCAAGGGAAGGGAAAGGCAGUCAGAUUCUUCUGUACUGGACCAGUGUGGAUCUGUAAGUAAUAGAAAAGCUGAUAGGCCAGCAGUUUUAACUCUUGGUUUUUGUUUUCUUUUCUCUUGGUACAACAAUGCAAGAUGCUGUGAUAACAUUUGCUAAGGACCAGGAGAAUCUAAAAAGGACCAGCCUCAUGUAGAAAGGGUUAAAGGGUUAUUUGGACCAGAGGCUUUAGAUGAUUAUUUUAGCCCCUGAGUUUACUUUUAACAGUAGAAUGAUUACAUUUAGAUGUAUAAUGAAAAUUAAUAAUGCAAAAAUUAUAUUCAUGUAAUAGACACCAAACUAGGGCAAUUUGGCAAUUUAAGUGACAUAGCUUUAGUCAAGGUACACAGGUGGCAGUGCCAUAAGCAAGUCUAUAAGUAUCUGCUGCAGCCAUCCCCCUCAUUUUAAAUGUUACCCCAAUAAUCAGUGCAGUUAACAAGUAUACUGGCUAAGAGUAAUGGAAUUUCUCUUGUCCAGAUGGGAAUUUUAGGUUACUAUAUGGUUUAUGGGGCUUAACAGAAAAAUGAAUGCCCCCUAAUAAGCAGGUCUUAGAAAUAUUUCAUUUUUAUGAUAAUAGUACAGCUUGGUCAUUUUAUUUGAAAUUCAGGAAUCAAAUGGAAAAAUCCCCUAAUAUAUCUAUUUCACUAGGUUGUCUUUCUCUUUAUUGGGUUUUGAUUUUUUUUUUUAAGUCAGGUUAUUUAAUGUUGAGGUAAUAUUCAAAUUUGAGAAGUGUGACAUGUAGCAAUCCAAGAAACUAAAAGGUCUUUUGCUGUUACCUCAGUUCUUAUUAUAGUGGCCUAUUUGGUGCCUCUAUAGUUAAGAAUCAGGGUUUUCCCCCCUAUUUUCAGGGGCUUAUGACUUGGCUGUUGGAGAUGUUAUUCCUGGCUAAGUGCUUGGAGUAGUCUAUGGGUGAGUGGAUGUGUGUUGAGUUUUCGUUUUCUUUAAACAUGCAUGUUGGGGUGGGAGGGGGGAGAAAAAUCUGAACUGUUCUCCGCAUUCAAUACAGAAAAAGUAAUUGGGUAUUUCAGAUAAAUUUGAUUUUAAACACUUUUGAACUUCCCAAAUAUAACCUUGUUUAAAACUGUCUUUUGCAGUCUUGUUAGUUAUGAGCCAGUAUUUUUAAGUCCUUGGGAUGGGAUUGAUUGGGGAGGCACUUAAAGAGAUGAUGCAGGCCCAGAUUUUAAGAUUAUAACUAUGUGAUUUCAAAACCUGAGUUUAUUCAUUGAAUUGAAUUAUUUUCUUUUUAAUUUCUAAAAGACUACAUUGGCACACCCGCACCUCCCCACUCCCAGUUAAUUGCAAUAUGAUUCCAAGAGGCACCUCUUUAUUAAUUACCAAACAGUCUGUGUGACCAAGGACUAACAUCUUUAAGUUACUCAGCUCUAUCCUCAUGGGCCUAUAUAUUUAAUACCUCCAAAGAUAUUUUCAGGAUAGGCUUUGUAUACUUUUGUUGGUUAUUUAGAGUCCUGUGGUAUGUUUGUGGUAUAGGAAUGUCAUGGUAAAAUGUUUUUCAAUAAAUAUUUUGAAACUUAUGUUUUCAUAUGAAGUUUUUUUUUUUUAAUCUAUAUUUUUUGGUUUUGUGCACAUAUAACAUUUCCUAGGAUAAAAUCAAGCAAAUGACUUAAGGCCUCAUUCAGUCUGAGCUUAAUUUAGCUCACAUUCUGUGAUAAAGCAACAUGAUAUUAGGUGCCUAGGAUCACAGGGUGGUAAUGUUAAGUGACAGCCAGUUUUCUUUAAAAAAAAAAAAUUAUUGGUAGUUUUUCUUUAUUACUACUACUUUAAUGUAGUUUUCUAUAAAUCCAUACACUUUGAUCUAAUGCAAAUACACUAGAUUGAAAAGAGAGAUUACCAGUUUCUGUUAGUGAUGUAACGUAAGAUGUUGCUUAUGGUUUUAAUGAAGAAUAAAUACCCUGAUAAUUUAAAGUGUGGGAUUUAUCCUUUUAGUAGAAAUGUUUAGGAUAAGUGAGAGAGGUAAAUGUCACCAUGAUUUCUGGGGUUAAAAAAUCUCAGAUGAAGAGGAAAAUAAAAUUUACUUCACAACAGCCAAUAGCUUACACAAAAUUUUCUCAUAUGGUAGGAUUGUGUGUAAGGAAGCCUAGACCAACUUUGAGAUUUUUCUGGAAGUUCAGCAAAGUAAUGUUAAAGAAGGGGCCUUUGGUCUCAUCUGACUUCCGUUUCUUUUCUCUUACCCAGUCUUUUUCCUAAAGUUCAGUGCUACUCAAGUUGGGUGCAUUAGAGAGCUCUAUAAUACUCAUGGGCCACAUGAGUAGUCAGUCACCUCUGCAUUCGAUUUAAUGGAGCCAGUUGGGUUUUUAGAACAUAAUUUUUAUGGGUCCCCAAAAAGCUGACUCUGCUGAAAGCAUUAGGAUCCUUCAAAGCUCUGUCUCUGCUUAAGAAUGAAUCAGCAUUGCUUUGUAAUAACCCCACUGUAGUAAUUCCAGGAUGCUUUCAUUUAUAAAAAUAAAAUAUUUGACAAAGACCUUUUUUCCUAGGCUUUUUGCGAAGAGUUCAUUAUAAGGUGAAAAUUAAGUCCAGAGGCUGCAACCUUAUAAAUAAUGAGUUGCCAUUUGGCUGUUCCUUAGAGUGCAAACAGCAUGAUGAACAGUAAACAGGCCUGAAACAUGAUUGAGGUUUUGACCAUACUUUUGAAAGAAUGGUUUGCUAAGUAGCAAAUGCAAUUAACUGCCAAUUAGUUUUUAUUUUUUUCCCCAGAAUAUUGUAUCCUUGAUGCUUCUAAACUAUCCUUUUUCUGGAUUGGCAGAGUUACUACUGGAAAAAAUACAUACUUAUAAUUAGUGCAAACCUUUUUUAAGAGGUUUAUUUUUGCUUUAAAAUUAACAUAUUUCGUCUCUUGGUUUUGGAAAACCUCAGAUCUUGCUAGGAAAUCCUUUUUCUUUUCUUUUUUUAAUUUGACAUUUGGAUUAAUCUCUGGCGUGAACACUAGAAGUUGUAUUGCCCACAAAUCUCAGGAAUGUUUUAGGCAGAAAACUGGUUUUACCCUGUUGGAGAUCUGAAGGAGUGUACUUUAGGAUUUAUUAAAUAAUGCCCUUCUUUCAUUGCAAUCCUAGGUAUCAAUAGCAUGAGUGGCCUUAGUGAGUUUGUUGAAGUGUACAUUUUUUCAAAAGUAAAGUUUAAGAUUAAAAUAUAUGCUAUAUAUAGAUAUCUAGAAAACUUGGUUUGUGGUGCAUAAGUGUUGGAUCACUAAAUAACUGUUGCAGGUACCAUUUGUGUAACAUUACUCAUUUCUGUAUAUUCCUUUUAUGGGAAGAUAUGUUGCCACGGUAACUGAAACUUUUCAAUUUAGUUCUACUUUUAUGAUGUGAAUGAAUGCUACAUUUUAUUAAAUAUUACCAGGUCAGUACUAUUUUUAUACUUUAUUAAGCAACAGGGGAUUUUAGUUUAAUAGACUCAAAAUAAAAAGCUCUUAAUGAAACAAUUAAAAGCAAAUCACUAACAAUUCUUUACAUAAAAAUCCCCACUAAUAGUGCCACAGUAAUUUCUAUAGAAAUAUCUAAGGUCAUUGAUUUUUUUAAGACAAUUCUUCAUUGUGUCAGAAUGACCUUUCAUAUCAUCCUUAUCACAAACUUGUAGUACCCACCAUUUUUUGUAACCAUUAAACCAUACUAAGUAUGUUUGUAACCAGCAUUGUGAUAUAUUCUGUACUUGUAUUGCUAAAAAUGAAUUAUUGACCUAAUAAAUAUAGUGUU
Messenger RNA from Pteronotus mesoamericanus, 6352 nucleotides. It is a transcript of the gene APPBP2, whose product is annotated as amyloid beta precursor protein binding protein 2. Gene Ontology annotation, cellular component: Cul2-RING ubiquitin ligase complex. NCBI's taxonomy places the organism in Eukaryota, Metazoa, Chordata, Mammalia, Chiroptera, Mormoopidae. Bases 295 to 2052 code for a protein of 585 amino acids. Gene Ontology annotation, biological process: proteasome-mediated ubiquitin-dependent protein catabolic process; intracellular protein transport. Gene Ontology annotation, molecular function: ubiquitin-like ligase-substrate adaptor activity; protein binding. The record is from RefSeq and is a predicted model, not a curated record. The transcript is spliced from 13 exons.